Culicoides brevitarsis is the source of this 1635-nucleotide messenger RNA. RefSeq names its product extracellular serine/threonine protein kinase four-jointed (gene fj). The record is from RefSeq and is a predicted model, not a curated record. The transcript is spliced from 2 exons. Lineage: Eukaryota; Metazoa; Arthropoda; Insecta; Diptera; Ceratopogonidae. Bases 1 to 1635 code for a protein of 544 amino acids. Gene Ontology annotation, biological process: cell-cell signaling.
AUGCUCACAUUCCGCAGACGAAGAGUUUUGCAUAGACACGCAUGCUUAAUUAGCGUAAUGGCGGCAUUCUGCUUCGGUCUCGUGCUUGGCAUACUUUUGCCGUUGUUCGGUUACUUAAGUAGCGACAUUGAUGGUGCAAUUAUUAGUAGUAGCAAUAGUCUAAGUAGCGUAGAUAGCGAAUUAAGUCUGUUAAAUAGUAGAAUAUCCAAUGAAAGUCACAAGAAGCGCGUCAAUCGAACGCAUCACAUGCCCCAUUUUCCCACAAUUGACGACAUUCGCAAGGAAAAUUCGCUGAUUUCGCUUCAAAUCGAGGAAAAUGAUCCCGAACAAGUCAAAAUCUACAAUUCCGUGUCGUUUAUUCAAGCCGAAGACGAUUCGGAGCUCGAAACGAACGACAUCGACCAAGGCAGUUACAAUCGUUUGCCGUCGCAAGAUGUCUGGGUGAAGAAUUCCAAGCGGAAAUACGGCAAAUACGUGCAAGAAAUCCAGGAAAUUGUGAAGGAAGAGUACGAAACGUUCGAAAAACAGCCGAAAAAGACAGAAAAAAGCGAACAAAACACCGACGGCAUUAUCGUAAACGACAUUUAUUGGGGCCCCGUGAUCGAACGUAACUUGCCAACCGGUUUUACGAAGCAAGACACGAAACGAUGGCAUCUGUACUUGAACCAUAGCGAAGUGACAAAGCUCGAACCGGGUUGCGGUCGCAUGCAAAAUCGCCUCAUUCAUUUUCGCGAUGGGCAAAUGGCCUGUGCCCGGUAUCGGCAGAACACGGAUCAGCUGCAGGGAGAACUUUUCAGUUUUUAUCUCGGAAAUUUGCUGAAUUUGACGAAUUUGGCUCCGAGUAUUGCGACUGUACUUGAUCCGGAAGCGAGAUUUUGGAGUAGUGCGACAGAAGAUAUCACAGAUGCACAAUGGCGCAAGGGGAGACCGAUAGUUUUGACAAAAUGGUUGACAAAUUUGGAGCCUGCGGGUAUUCCGAAGCAAUUUCAACCGUUGGAGAGACAUUUGAACAAGUUUGAUGUGAAAAAUAUUACGAUGAGUAUGCGGGGAUUGAAGCCGAUCAGUAAAUUGUUCGAAAAAUUGGGAAUUAAACACGAAAUGAACGCGAUGGAACAGAAUAAAACGAAAAUGUUGACAAAGUUGGUUGAGUUGGCGCAAUGGUCUGAUCUGAUAAUUUUCGAUUAUUUAAUUGCGAAUUUGGAUCGCGUUGUAAAUAAUUUGUAUAAUCAUCAAUGGAACGCCGACAUCAUGGAAGCUCCUGCCCAUAACUUAGCGAAGCAAGUUGACACGAAUCUCCUCGUGUUUCUCGACAACGAGAGCGGCCUGCUGCACGGUUAUCGUCUCCUCAAAAAAUACGAAACGUAUCACGGCUUGCUGCUGAAUAACCUCUGCAUCUACCGAAAACCAACGAUAAACGCCCUCAAACAACUGCGCAAAGAUAGUGCGAUAGGUGAAAAAUUAAAUAAAUUAUUUGAGCAAACAACGAGUCAAAGUGUGCGUGAUGUGCUUCCUCCAUUACCGGAAAAAUCAAUUAAAAUUUUAAUUAGUCGUGUAGAUCGUGUAUUAGAUCAAGUGAGAAAAUGCAGUGAAACAUUUGCAUCGGCAGCUACUGCAACGACAACGACAACGAGGUGA